UCAUUUCUAACCCUUACCCUAGCCCAGGGAGAAACAACAACUGCCUGGGUUUUUGUCUCCGCCACUUCUUCUACCUCUCGUUUUCGUUGUUAACUCUUCUUCUCGACCUCUCUGCUUUGUCAGCAGAUUUACUUCGAAGGACGAGUAUGGGUUACACGAAGGAUCAGCUGCUUGCUCGUUUGAAGGAGCUUCAAAUUGAUUUUGCUCAGUAUGAACAUCCCAUCGUUUUGACUGUUGAAGCUCAGGCGAAAUAUGUCGGUGAUAAGGGAGGUGGACUGAGUAAAAAUUUAUUCUUGAAGGACAAGAAAAGUAGAUUCUAUAUUGUUUCUGCUUUGGCAGAUACAAAAGUAGACAUGAAAGUUUUAUCUCAAAGGCUUGGUUUGGGAAAAGGAGGUAUAAGAAUGGCUCCAGAAGAAUCAUUGGGGGAGAUACUUCAGGUUCCUCUGGGUUGUGUUACUCCUUUUGCAGUGGUGAAUGAGUCAGCAAGACAUGUGUCACUCUUGCUGGAUAAAGGAUUUAAAACACAGGAGCAUUGCUUCUUCCAUCCACUGUCUAAUGAUACAUCAAUUUCUCUUCAUGCUAAUGAUCUUGACAAGUUUCUUAAAUCAAUUGGGAGAGAGGCAGCAUAUGUUGACCUGGAGGCUAAUCCACCAGUAGGGAAGGAUCAACCUCCUGAUCUGGCAGCUUUUGUUCCAUCUGGUUCUACCAUUCUGUCUGAUCCUGCAGAAAAGGCUAUUCCCUUGCAAGGUCAUGCUGAAACUUCUGUUUCUGCAGACAAGAAAUCCACAGCUACUGCAGAUGCAGUAAAAACUGCCAAGGUACCUGUUGCUGUAAAAAAUGUUAAAGAAAAGUCUGUUGUUUCUCCGCAUCGGCCAAGUGUUUUCUCAGAUGCUGAGCUUCUUGUGGAGGAAAUUCUGAAUAAAACGUCCAGUCUUGUGCUGUCAGAGAUUAAAGAAGACUUUAUCAGGCAACAUGGUGAACAUCUUGGAACUGUGGUUGCUGACAAUAUUAGAAAGCGUCUUAGCUCAGAUUUUAAGAGCCUUGCUGUAAUGUUCAAGAACACAGCUUAUGCACAGGGGUUUUAUGCUGGCACUCACCAUCAUCGCAAGCCAUUGUGAAUUGGCUGUGCAACGGUCGGAUGAAUUGACAGAAUCCAUUUCAAAAUAUAUUAUGUUCAAUUAUGGUUUUUGAUGACAGGCUCUGACAAUGCUUUCUGGGUUCUGUCGCACCCACGACUAGCAAAGCAAUCAAGUAUGAAUUCACAGAAUGUUAUGUGAUCAAACUUGAGCUAUUAAUCCCAGUUAACAGUUGAAAGUUGUAGGCGAAUUAUUUUUUUCCAUUUUUAUCAAUGUUGUUGGUGAUGUGAUACGAGUAUUUGGACUGCGUAUUACCCUAUUAUUGAUCAAUUUAAGUAUUUCAGUUGAACUA
Molecule: messenger RNA, 1428 nt
Organism: Manihot esculenta (cassava)
Lineage: Eukaryota; Viridiplantae; Streptophyta; Magnoliopsida; Malpighiales; Euphorbiaceae
Product: prolyl-tRNA synthetase associated domain-containing protein 1
Exons: 12
Coding region: 147-1118 (323 amino acids)
Molecular function (GO): aminoacyl-tRNA deacylase activity
Source: RefSeq, a predicted model, not a curated record